Messenger RNA from Phalaenopsis equestris, 645 nucleotides. RefSeq lists its product as uncharacterized. Lineage: Eukaryota; Viridiplantae; Streptophyta; Magnoliopsida; Asparagales; Orchidaceae. The record is from RefSeq and is a predicted model, not a curated record. The transcript is spliced from 3 exons. Gene Ontology annotation, molecular function: demethylase activity; mRNA binding. Gene Ontology annotation, biological process: mRNA catabolic process. The coding region runs from base 1 to 645 and encodes 214 amino acids.
AUGGCAAAGGCUGGGGGUCUUUCACUGCAUCCAGAGAUGACUAAUAUCAAGAAAAGCACCCAAAUUCAGCUUGAAAGGGCUUUUAACGGAUUUUUAUGUUCUGGACAGAGGCAGCAAGUGCAUUGGGCUUCUUGGCAAAAAGUGGCUAAACUCCAGCUGGCUGGGGUUAUUGGCUUCAAGGAAGGUCUGGAGCUGUUAACAGAGGUUUUCUUCGAAUGUGAUGAGAGGACGAUUCUCGACUGCGUGUUUGACUUGAAGGACAUAGGCCACGCCGGCCUGUUACUCAAAAAGACCUACUCAGAGCCCCAGAAAUGGAUGAGGGGCAAGGAAAGAAUUACAAUUCAAUUUGGUUGUUGCUAUAAUGUUGUAAAGGAUAAACUAGGGAAGCCACCGUGCAUCCUAAAAUAUGAGGAGAAGGAUCCUCUGCCUUCCGUAAUAAGAAGGAUGAUUAAGAGAAUGCUCAGAUGGAGCGUACUACUGGCAGAUUGCAUCCCAAGUAGCUGCAUCAUCAACAUUUACGAGGAAGGAGACUGCUUUCCUCCACAUAUUGAUAAUCAUGAUUUCAUUAGGCCCUUUUGCACUGUUUCCUUUAUGAGCAAGAGUAGUAUUAUGUUUGGAAAAGAAAUUGAUAUUGUUGGCCCUUGA